AUGCGAAGUCGCACCUCUAAUGGCAAAGGAGGCAAAUACAAUCGAAAUAAAGGGAGCACGGCUGUUGCUACAGAGAAUCUUGCCAUCAUGGGUGGAAUCACCCAUGAUUGUAAUCCCAUUGUAACUCCUCACCCGUUUGAAAUGAACCUCGUUUUGCCAGGGUGGAAUUCCAUGGAGACGUCAGGCCUAACUUUUUGCACCGUUUUGAAUAAUGCCUGUGCCCCGCCACUGUUGAACACGCAUUCCGCCUCAAAUGUUUCUGGUGUUAUGCGGAACCAUGGAUUCUCCACAGCACCGGUGACGACGGCGGCAGCCCCUGCUCCCCAAGUCAAUUAUUACGUUGUUGGUGCGUCUCCAAAUGGAUUUCAAAGCCUUGCGCCGAGUCAUGUGAAUGGUCAGCUGUUAUUUCCACCUACAGUAAAUGGAGGCGGUAAUGGGGCCAGUGGUGGAGCUGGAAAUCCAGUGAUGUCUGCCCCAUCGUUUUUACAAGAUGUCCGCACUGCACGUAAUGCUGUUCCGUCAUUCCCAAACCCGUCUGAGGGUGUGUCACGCUGUUCUGUGUGCUCUGCAACUUUUGGAGCGAUGGAGCUCGUGUAUUUGUUUCCUCAAGACAAUGCCGUGAUGUGCACGCGUUGCAGUAGUCAGCGAGUUGCUGGCGGUGAUGCAUCGCAGGUUACAAGAGGAACACCACCGUUUAUUGUGCCCCAGUCAAACUUGGGUAGUCUUCCGCAGCCGUCAGUUGUAAACCCAACGAUGCUACUAAACACACUUCCGCCGUAUAUGCCAGUGUCUAACCUGCAAAAUCCAUUGAUGCCUCAGGUACCGCAGCUACCAUAUUAG
This is a messenger RNA of Trypanosoma rangeli, 840 nucleotides long. RefSeq lists its product as uncharacterized. The record is from RefSeq and is a predicted model, not a curated record. The transcript has a single exon. Lineage: Eukaryota; Euglenozoa; Kinetoplastea; Trypanosomatida; Trypanosomatidae. Bases 1 to 840 code for a protein of 279 amino acids.